GCUCAUCAUACCCGUGCUUAUCUUACUGUUGGUGUAAAUAUGGGGGGCUGGAAGUGUAAAAACAGAGAGAGAGACGGACAAAUGAGAUGUCAACAGCAGCAGCAGCGUACUACUGUCUGUGAAAGAAAGUAAAAGCAAGAUAAGGCCAAGACCAGAUUUUUACAGCAGCAUCAAUUCAACACUCUCCCGCUAAAGUUUCUACCUUUCUCCUCCUGCUAUUUCAAAUAUUGAAAAGACAAGUUUGGCAAAAAAGGCGUUCCGAUUUAAAGUAAUGGCAGCGAAUGAAGUGACGGCAAGGGUUCAUGAUCAUUGCACAGUUGUAGAGAAGGUAAACAACCGAGUUACACUUACAUGCAAUUACUGUGGAAAAAUAGUUUCCUGUUAUUCUCGUCUCAAGAAACAUUUAGCCGGAACAGGUGGAGAUGUAUCACCUUGUAUAGAUGUUCCAGAGAAUAUAAAGGUACAAAUGAGGAACAGUUUGCCAAUGAACAGGGAAGUUCUUCAGUUGUUCAAGUCCUGUAGUCUUUCCAAGAAAACUUCUGAUUCCAGUGAUUCCCUUGAGCGAAGCAGCAACAAUGUCGAUGAGUCCAUUCAAUCCAAUUUGUCGCGGAAGAGAAAACACAGCUCUAUAAUAGAGUACUCCGGAUUGGAGCAUGAAGUUGAGGUUUUGCAGGUUGUGCAUUACCCUGAAAUAUUAAACAAAAUGAAGAAAGAAGAACAAGGAGCUGAGGAUGACUCAUCUACGCAAAUCCAGAGGUGUAUUGGCAAAUUCUUUUUCGAAAACGGUGUUGAUUUUACUGCAGCAAACUCCCCUUCCUUCAAGAAAAUGAUACAUGCAUUGGGUGGACCUGCAUCCACGGCAUAUAAGGUCCCUAAUUGUGAUGACCUCAAAGGGUAUAUCCUAGAGGAAGAACUGAAAGCAAUGAGAGAGCAUGUGCUGGAAAUCGUGUGUUCUUGGAAAAGCACUGGAUGCAGCAUAUUACUCGAUGGGUGGACCGAUGAGAAAGGGCGGUAUAUGAUUAAUUUUGUCAUUGAUUGCCCACGCGGUCCCAUAUACAUGAAGUCGGUCGAUUUCUCAGAUUCAGUUGCAGAUGUAGAUGCCAUGGUCUCAUUGUUAAGUGGAGUUAUUGAAGAUAUAGGAGUACAGAAUGUGGUUCAAAUUGUCACAUAUGCUACUGGGGGUUCAAUGGAGGCAGUCGGUAAACAAAUGACAGAGAAGUAUAAGAGUGUGUUUUGGACUGUUUGUGCAUCUCACUGCAUAGGCCUCAUGUUGGAGGAAAUAGGAAUGUUGCGCACUGGGAGUAGAGUAAUUGGUAAGGCAAAGGCCAUUACUAAGUUCAUUUACAGCCAUGAGAUCGUUUUGACGCUCAUGAGAAAACACACUCGUGGGUUCAAUCUUGUUACUUCCUCCAGGAUAAGAUCAAUGGUGCCAUUUUUAAUCUUGGAGAGAAUUAAGUCUCAAAAGAAGAAUUUGAGGGAGAUGUUUAUUUCGCCGGAAUGGAAGAACUCGACCUUGGCUUCAACAGCUGAUGGUUUGAUGGUGGCUGGUUUGGUCACUGGGGAGCCUUCUUUCUGGACUGAAACCGAAAUGCUUUUGAAGGCAAGUAUUCCACUUAUACAUGCUCUGCAUCUACUUAAUGGAGGAGAUAGUAGACCCCAGUUGGGCUACGUAUAUGAGACAAUGGACCAGGUGAAGGAGACGAUAAAAAAGGAGUAUAAAGGCAGGAAAACCGAGUGUCAGAUUUUCUGGACAGUCAUCGAUGGGAUUUGGGAUAAUCAACUCCAUAGCUCUAUCCAUUCAGCAGGCUACUUUUUAAAUCCAGGUCUCUAUUACUUUGACGAUUUCUAUGUUGAUGCUGAGGUUGCGGCCGGACUUUUUUGCUGCAUCGUACGGAUGGUAGAUAGUAUACGUGAGCAGGAUUUGAUAACAUCACAAGUCAAUGAGUAUAGAAGGGCUAGUGGAGCUUUCGGCAAUGCAGAUGCUGUUGAUCAGAGAAUGAAGCUUGCUCCAGCGAAGUGGUGGUCCUUGUAUGGAGGUCAAUGCCCUGAACUGCAACGACUUGCUAUAAGGAUUCUGUCUCAGACCUGUACUGGUGCCUUGAGAUAUGGUCUGAAAAGGAGUCUAACCGAGGAACUACAUAUGAAGGGAAGGAACCGUGUAGAGCAAAAACGGUUGAAUGAGCUUACAUUUGUUUACCAUAAUCUCCGGUUGCAAAAUUUAUCUGCUCCAAACACGGAUAACACAGACGUAUUUCUUGAACCGAUGGAUUCAAUGGAUGAAUGGGUUGGAGGAGGUAGUAUGGAAGAGAAAGCAGUUGAACAAAAUGGUAAUGCUAACAACAGCUGGAUGUUCAGUAGUUAAUGAUUUCGGUGAUACUAAUACGUAAGAGGCAGGCAGGGAAUUCAAAAUUCUGAAGAAUGAAAUUGGGAUGGACAGGAAGAACUCUUAUUGCGUGAAUGCAGAAGCAUUGCUUUUAUUUUUCUCUUCUGAUAGACUUGUUUAAAAAAAAGUAGGCAUUUAGUACUAGAAUUGAUAGAGUUGUACAUAAAGCAAGCAAAAUGCAGCUUCUGCUGCCUGAAAAUGAGUUUUAUCCAAGUAGGAAUUAUAUAAGCUUGAUUUGAGCAACAAUUUUUAUUAAAUGG
Messenger RNA from Papaver somniferum (opium poppy), 2643 nucleotides. RefSeq lists its product as uncharacterized. Lineage: Eukaryota; Viridiplantae; Streptophyta; Magnoliopsida; Ranunculales; Papaveraceae. Gene Ontology annotation, molecular function: protein dimerization activity. The coding region runs from base 272 to 2362 and encodes 696 amino acids. The record is from RefSeq and is a predicted model, not a curated record. The transcript has 4 exons.